Molecule: messenger RNA, 4595 nt
Organism: Sinocyclocheilus grahami
Lineage: Eukaryota; Metazoa; Chordata; Actinopteri; Cypriniformes; Cyprinidae
Product: SH3-containing GRB2-like protein 3-interacting protein 1
Exons: 28
Coding region: 505-2631 (708 amino acids)
Biological process (GO): clathrin coat assembly; clathrin-dependent endocytosis; synaptic vesicle endocytosis
Cellular component (GO): clathrin-coated pit; cytoplasm; plasma membrane
Source: RefSeq, a predicted model, not a curated record
AAAAAAUCUCACUUACAUCUGCUCUAGUACUUCAACAAUUACACUUGUCAAAUUUCAACAUGCCAGUUUUGUAAUUAAUCUAUUGACGUUAGCAUUGUUGUCUCAUGCAUUUUGCCACCAAUAACGUUUAAGUUUGUGUGUAGUUCAUACUUUGAGGUACUUUAACUGCCGUACACUCAAAGUCUCAACAGUGGAAACAGUUAAUGGCCAAAAUAGCAUGCAAAUGUACGUUUGUCCACACACACACACACACACACACAUAGGCGGCGGCUGUUAUUGAUCACAGUGCGCGAAGCAGGAAUCCGAAGAAAUGUGGUGAUGCAGCAAGUGCAGUUGUGCUGGAUCAGCCGGUUUGUUCUCUGUUUACAUACAUUUGGGUUUACCUCAUGGCAGCCACAACAUGUUUCCUUCGAUCCUAGGACCUCAGAUUUCAAGAAAGUCACGGAGUGGCACGCUGCACCAUAACAAGGCUCCUUGGAGAUAGAGGAAUGUAAAUCUGCAAUCAUGAUGGAAGGAUUGAAAAAACGCACCAGGAAGGCCUUCGGGAUACGGAAGAAAGAAAAGGACACUGACUCUUCGGGGUCACCAGACAGAGAUGGUGGAGAGCCCCAAGAGACUGAAUCGCCACAGAAAAAGACCAAUGGGGCUCCAAAUGGCUUCUACGGGGAGAUUGAUUGGGACAGAUAUAACUCGCCUGAGGUAGAUGAAGAAGGAUAUAGCAUCAGACCAGAUGAGGAUGAGGGAGCAGCCCCCAAAGAAAAGUCUCACUUUUUCUCCUCCAGUGAGUCUGAAGAAGAGGAGGACCACCGCAAAAAGUUUAAGAUCAAAAUCAGACCGCUGCCAGCAGACCAUAACAUUGCAGCUCCCUCAGUGGAUGAAUUAAAAGCCUCCAUUGGCAACAUAGCUCUGUCUCCCUCGCCUCUGAAACGCAGUCCGGGGCUGGCAAAAAGAAAUCCCGGUGAAGAAAUUGCACGACCGAGACGUCCUGUUCCAGCGCCUGCACCAGCUCCCAUCCCUUCCCCGACACCUGCACCCCCUCCUGAGCCUGCUAGUAAUAAGAAAUCUCCAGUGCCAGAGGAUGCAACAGCCUUAUUCGGCCCUCCGCUGGAGACAGCCUUUGAUGAGCAGAAGACCACUGAAGUGGUGAUAGAGGAACCUGAGGUUUGGGGUGCACCCCUGCCUGAGCAACACCUAGACUCCUCUCUGGCAAGACCUUUUCCUACAGAAACUCUGCCUCCGCUUCCACCUAAGAAUGUGCCGACCUCCCCCCCUCCGAUUGAAUCUCCUGCUACAGAACCUACCGAAAUCUUAAUUGAGCUUGAUGCAUGUUACUCUUUGAAUGGCUUUGCUUUAAUGGAAUACUCUCGCUCCACAGGCUCCUCCUCUCCUGCACGUCCUUCUUCGCCAUUAGCUACCAGCAGCUCUCCUCCUCCCCCUCCCCCUCCCCGGCCACCUUCACGACCAAAACUGCCUCCUGGAAAACCAAGUGUAGGGGACGUGAAUCGGCCAUUCAGCCCCCCUGUACACUCGUCAAGUCCCCCUCCUUUGGCUCCGUUGGCCCGUGCAGAAAGCACCUCUUCAAUCUCCUCCACCAACUCUCUGAGUGCAGCCACCACUCCCACCGUCGGUAAAGAGCUCUCCGUGUCUGUGUCAGAAGAUGACGCUUUUGUAGACAAACUUCCCAGCUUUGAGAGAUGGGCAGACAUGCCAGCAGAGACAGACCAGCCCUCCCUCGUGUGGUUUGACAGAGGCAAGUUUUAUUUAACAUUUGAAGGCUGUUCUCGAGGGCCCAGUCCCCUCACCAUGGGGGCCCAGGAUACACUGCCUGUUGCUGCAGCUUUCACAGAGACAGUUAAUGCUUACUUCAAAGGAGCUGACCCCAAUAAGUGUGUGGUGAAGAUCACUGGAGAGAUGGUGUUGUCCUUCCCAGCAGGCAUCACACGGCAUUUUGCAAAUAACCCCUCACCUGCUGUGCUAACCUUCAGCAUAACCAACUACAGUCGUCUGGAACACGUCCUUCCUAACCCUCAGUUACUGUGCUGUGACACCACGCAGCCCAAUCCAAACUCAAAGGAGUUCUGGGUGAAUAUGCCGAACCUGAUGACCCAUUUAAAGAAGGUGGCGGAGCAGAAACCACAAGCAACUUACUACAAUGUAGACAUAAGAGUACUUGAAGUGUUACAGAAGGGUCUACAGUCCACUCCUCUAAAUCUAGCAGUGAGCUGGAGGUGUGAGCCCACCAGUACUGAUCUGAGGAUAGACUACAAAUACAACGGUGGUGCCAUGACCACUCCUGUCACACUCAACAAUGUUCAGUUCCUCAUCCCUGUGGACGGAGGCGUCAGCAAACUGCAGGCUGUGCUUCCUCCAGCUGCCUGGAAUGCGGACCAGCAGAGAAUCUUAUGGAAGAUUCCAGAUAUUUCUCAGAAGGCUGAGAAUGGAGGUGUGGGAUCUCUGCUGGCCCGUUUCCAACUGACUGAGGGUCCCAGUAAACCCGCCCCGGUGGCAGUGCAGUUCACCAGUGAGGGCAGCACUCUGUCAGGCUGUGACAUUGAGCUGGUUGGCCUUGGAUAUCGUUUUUCCCUCAUCAAGAAGAGGUUUGCAGCAGGAAAAUACAUGGCAGACAACUAAACAACGCCAUGCAAGUCUGCAUAUUUCAGACCAAUUCUGAAUAUUUAAAACACAGGACAUGACCCCAACCUGACAUUUGUAGAUGUACAAUACAGGUGGACCUCACACACACACUCCAGAAGUAUUAUUGUAAAAUUGCAUUGUAAAAUGUGGACCGUUUUAGGGUGUACUUCUUAUAAUUGUGAACUGUAUUCACUUGGCAACAUCUGUAUUAAGGCAGUUAAACGACCUGGGUUUGUUCAUAAGGUUAAGCCUCUAUUUCUGUUCGACGUGUUAUUGGCUGUGCCUACGUGAACCUGAAUUCUCUGUAUCCUUCUCUAAAAGUGAUACUGAACAUGUGAUGUGUUUAUUACUCUAUGCAUUCAGUUUGUCAAAAGUAUCACAUUUUCGAACAAGGUAGCAAAAUAGUACGAUGAACAAAAGAGGAAUGAGCCUCUGCCACAAGAUGGCGCUAUACUGUUGCAUGUAGUAUGAGGUCUGCAUCGGAUUUUGGUAUUGUUCAAGCUUAUUUAGUUAUGAAAACGUAUUCAGGAAUAUCUCAUUUAAAUUUACACACCGCAGUCAGGUUCAUUAAAUGGAAAAUGAUAGAAAUUAUAUUUUGUCAAAUCUGUUUUUAGACAGCCUCAGCUUUAAAAAUCUCCUGCUUGCAAUAGACUCACAAAAAAAUGAUUUUCCUCAACAGAAAACCAUUUUAAAUUGAAAAUAUAUAUCUUGAAGGCCGUUUGGUGUUUUCUUGUGUUGUUAAAUAGCCUUUCUGUUGUUCCCGAAGGAACAGUGUUAGACUCAGAGUAGCUACAUGACAUAAUUCUAUUAAUUUUUUCAUGAUUUGUUGUAUAAAAAAAAAACAAGUUACACUGUAUAUGAAUAGACUUUGAAUGGUAUCAUAAUUUAGGAUCCUUGAAGUUUUUGACUUUUUGUUAUCUGUGUAGUUGGGUAAGCUGUGUACAGUAUAAUGCCGAGGUAUAAUUUUUAAAUUUAUUUCAGAUAUAAUUUUUUUUAACUCAAGUGCAACAGAAAAUUUAUGCUAUAUUGGGUCAGGGGGUGACAUUUAAAAGAGAAAAUGAAACAGGAUACUGUAACUACCUAGAUGCGUCAUGCUUGAUGUUAUUACAGUGUUAUGUAUAGCAUUAGUUCAACAUGGAUUGUCAGCUUUUGGACAUUGUAAAUUCUUUUAUCAUUCAUGCAGAUGUGUUUGUAUCCAGCCUCUCCCCCGCAGCACAUGUUAUUGAGUGUCCUGAGCAUGAGCCCCUGCGCUUCAGAACAUCUUUAUUUUGCAAAUGGUAACGGUCUCUGUGAGAUGACAAGGUUCUCGAGUGGUUAAAUGACCAAAAUCGCUUUUUCUUUUCUUUUCAUUUGUAUAUGUAUCUCAAGAAUUGUCCUUUAAGAGAAAAUAAGCUGCAUAUUUUUUAAAUGUUUAAACCUAUGAAUAAAGUGAAAAAUAUUGUUUCUUGUGGAAAAAAAAUUAAAAGGAAAAAAACACUGUGUUACUGUUUAACUUCCCAGAUGCUCUGAUGUUCAAUGUCAAGAACAAACAUUUUGGUUACAUCUUUGAGUGUCUGAUGUAGACGUUGUGAUGGUUUGGAGAAGAAUAUACUGGUGCUUUGUGAUUCAUAGGUUUCCAUCCACAUUUAAGGUUAAGGAUGAGCGCCGCCAUCCGUAAACACCGCAUUGCAUAUUUUCUGAGCACUGUAUCUAUAGGGUUUUUUAUUGCAGAGUUCAAUCGAAGAACAAUUUGAGUCUGUCAGCUGAAAGAAAAAAACCUAUGAAUUCAAUUGUGUAUAAUGCUUAAUCAGUAUGUCUACAUGGUUUAAAGUGAAACGUCACUCAGCUGCGAAAAAGAAAUGAGAAAACUCAUGUCAGUUUAGAUGUAGGUGGAGCUGUGUGUGAAUGUUGAAUUGCGUUUGGGUGUGUGUGUGUGUGUGUGUGUGUGUGUGUGAAGUUGUGUAUGUGUAGGAGCAAGAGUU